UGUCUGCACCCACUGAGCUUAAACUUCUCCAGUCCCCAGUGCGCACAGGGCAGGAUGGGAUGCUCCACCAGCUCUCAAACUUCAGCGGUAGACACGACUCGACCUAACGCCAAACCUGAGGAGAGCAACGGAGCCAGCACCACAGGGGCAGCCGGUGAGAAUGGAAAAAUAGCUGAGGACAGCGAGACCAUUCCAGACCAAACGCCGGCUGAGGGCGGCGAUGCUAAACCUGAGAGCGAAGCCGCUGCAGCUGCUACAUCUGCAGAGAGCUCUGCUCCAAGCCCCCCAGCAGCGGAGGAGUCGCCUCCUGCAGCGGACAGCAAACCUGCAGAGGCAGCAGCAGUGGAUGCUCCAGCAGCAGGAGAUGCUCCAGCAGCAGGGGAUGCUCCAGCAGCGGCUCCACCUGCAGACGGCUCUGCUGAAGCAGCACCGAGCUCCUCAGAGGCUGCACCUCCGGAGCCAGAGGCCACAGCGACCGACUCAGAGCCCAAACCGGAGGAGCCACCUGCGCCCAGCGAGUGAAGCGUGACGUACCUGACCACACGGAUGAGUUUGCUGGAAGAGGCGCUCCCCGUCCGUAUGCAUGAGUGGGAGUCUGAGUGUUUGUGUGGAAGAGAAACAUGCCUUGUUGCCAAGAUGCUGACCCUGAUGAUGACCUCUGUCAUUCAGGGUUCCUGUCACCAUUGUGCCUUUCCCCCUCCUCCCCUUCUUGAUGAUGCACAACUACAGUUUUUACUGUACAUAGACAGAUGUGUUCAUUGGAGAGAAGUUUAGAUAAAUCAUUAUAAUCAAUAUUUAUUAUCUGUAUAGAAACGUUUGACUUGGAUUAGAAUCUGUCCAGAUUUUUUUCUACAAACUAUAUUCUGACAAAAACCAUAGUUUAUUUUUACCAAUUUAAAUAUACAAGGUGUCCUUCUUUAAUUGAUAUAUUAUUGUUAGUACAUCAAAUUACUAAUGUCUGGGAGAAAUAAACGCUGCCCUUGCUGAAUUAAAUAAGAAUAUUCCUACGUCUCAUGACGAUGAAAGCCUAAAAUUUGUUAUAAGCUGUGAACUGUCACAUAAAUUAAAAAGGCAGUAUAAAAAAAAAUGACACUCAAGACGUUUGUUUCUUUGAAUCAACACAUUACGACAAUUACGUAGGAAUUACCACUUUAUUUGUUGCUUCUGUCGUUAAGUUUCUGUGUAAAAAAUUACAACAAAACGAAGAGACAAACCAGACAUUGCUUUAAGAUUAUCUCACUGGUGUACAUCAAACUGGAAAAAUCUUGAUUGGUGCCUUCGGCAUUGUUUACAGCGACCUGUUUUAAAGAUUUCUCAUCUUGUUCAGCCGUCGAGGGUCUCAGCUACUGUUUGGUUUCCUCUUCGGGAAAACCUGAAAUAAUUGGACACCUUGUUGCUUGGCUACAACUUGUUUGGGACGCGGUCGGCUAGUCAGGAGUCGGAGAGCGGGCCGAGGACGGCGAUCGCCUCGAUUUCCACCAGCGCACCCUGAGGAGACGAGACAAGAUUCCAUGCAUGCAAGCAUUUCCAUAACAAAAGAGCCAUUUAAACUGAAAUAAACUAAAUUUGAUCAAAUUUGCAGCUCAACUAACAUGUAAUUUUCGUUGCUCUAGACCAGGAAACGCUCAUAUAUUUAACACAAAAAAUCCUUUUGGAACUAAGCUUUGCUGAAAAGAUGUAUUCUUGUUUAAAUAAAAAUAUCACACUUCUCAAAUAACUAAAAAUACAUACUUGACUGCAUAAUUUUAUGGUUAAGUCGGUAUAUUGCAUUAGCAACAUAUAACACGUAUAACAUUAGUACCGCAUAACAGGAACCUACAAUGAAGGAACUGAUUUGCAUUAUUUAGCAAACAGGGUGACAUUAUUUAACCUUUAAAAAGAUCCUUUGAAAUCCUAAUGCCAUUUGUCCACACAAAAGAAAAAUGCAAUCUUCCUAAAAAGUGCUGAAAAAUAUUCUCAGAUAUUUUUUCCCUCUCGAAACAAGUCGAUCCUGUAAAGCAAAAAUAUUCACAUUAACAUAAAAAAUCUGAGGGACUUUAACCCUUUGAAGGAUAUUUACAUAGACACUGCUUUUAGUAAAAAAAAUUAAAAAAAAAUCUAAACAAAUACUAUCACUUGCAUAAAAUACUGUUGAUGUAGUUUUUGAUUAUUGUUGUUAGUCAAUAAAUGGGUCAAUAUUUGCUACAAACAUUUUCUUAUCUCAUUCAUUCAUUUGUUGGAUUGAAACAAUGUGACUUUUUGUUGUUAGUA
Gambusia affinis (western mosquitofish) is the source of this 2250-nucleotide messenger RNA. RefSeq lists its product as uncharacterized. The transcript has 4 exons. The coding region runs from base 55 to 522 and encodes 155 amino acids. Lineage: Eukaryota; Metazoa; Chordata; Actinopteri; Cyprinodontiformes; Poeciliidae. The record is from RefSeq and is a predicted model, not a curated record.